Messenger RNA from Mesoplodon densirostris (Blainville's beaked whale), 1593 nucleotides. Its product is annotated as UDP-glucuronosyltransferase 2A3-like. NCBI's taxonomy places the organism in Eukaryota, Metazoa, Chordata, Mammalia, Artiodactyla, Ziphiidae. Gene Ontology annotation, molecular function: UDP-glycosyltransferase activity. The record is from RefSeq and is a predicted model, not a curated record.
AUGGUGUCUGAGAAAUGGGUUUCAGCAAUUCUACUGCUGCAGCUCAGCUACACUGGCUGUGGAUUCUGUGAGAAGGUCCUGGUGUGGCCCUGUGACAUGAGCCAUUGGCUCAAUCUAAAGGUUAUUUUGGAGAAACUCACAAAAAGGGUCUACGAAGUAACUGUGUUGGUGUCUCCACAAAAUCUCAUCACUGAUCACAACAAGCCUUCCACACUGAACUUUGAGGUGGUCCCUGUGCCACAGGACAGAGAGACUGCUGAAAAUACACUAAAUGACUUUUCAGACCUGUCUGUUAACGUCAUGCCAUCAUUGUCACCCUAACAAUCAACAAAACAACUGCAAGAAUUUUUUCUUCAAAUAAGUAGACAUUUAACACUUUUGCGUGAGAGUGUUGCCUACAACUAGUCAAUCAAGAAGAAACUCCAGGAAACCAACUAUAAUGUUAUGAUUAUAGACCCUGUGAUGCCCUGUGGAGAGCUGAUUGCUGAGUUUCUGGGAGUCUCUUUUGUGUACACGUUAAGGCUCUCCUUGGGUAGCACAAUGGAGGAAUAUUGUGGGAAACUUCCAGCUCCGCCUUCCUAUGUGCCUGUUGCCAUGGUAGGACUAACAGACAAAAUGACAUUUCCAGAAAGGGUAAAAAAUUUAAUGCUUUCCAUUUUCUUUGACUUCUGGCUCCAACAAUAUACUGACACUCAGCUUUGGGACCAGUUUUACAGUAAAGUAUUAGGAAGACCCACUACGUUAUGUGAGACUAUGGGGAAAGCGGAAAUUUGGCUUAUCAGGACAUAUUGGGAUUUUGAAUUUCCUCGUCCAUACUUACCUAAUUUUGAGUUUGUAGGAGGAUUGCAUUGUAAGCCUGCCAAACCAUUACCUAAGGAAAUGGAAGAAUUUGUCCAAAGUUCAGGCAAAGAUGGUAUUGUGGUGUUUUCUUUGGGGUCAAUGGUCAAAAACCUCACAGAAGAAAAAGCCAAUCUCAUUGUCUCAGCCCUUGCCCAGAUUCCACAGAAGGUUUUAUGGAGAUACAAAGGAAAGAAACCAGCCACAUUAGGAGCUAAUACUCAGCUCUAUGAUUGGAUACCACAGAAUGAUCUUCUUGGUCAUCCCAAAGCAAAAGGUUUUAUCACUCAUGGUGGAACCAAUGGGAUCUAUGAAGCUAUCUAUCAUGGUGUGCCUAUGGUGGGAGUUCCCAUGUUUGCUGAUCAGCCUGACAACAUUGCUCACAUGAAGGCCAAAGGAGCGGCUGUGGAGGUGAACAUAAACACAGUGACAAGUGGAGAUUUGCUCAAUGCCUUGAGAACAGUCAUUAAUGAACCUUUUUAUAAAGAGAAUGCUAUGAGGUUAUCACGGAUUCAGCAUGAUCAGCCUGUAAAGCCCCUGGACCGAGCAGUCUUCUGGAUCGAGUUUGUCAUGAGCCACAAAGGAGCCAAGCACCUGCGGCCAGCUGCCCACGACCUCACCUGGUUCCAGUACCACUCUUUGGAUGUGAUUGGGUUCUUGCUGGCCUGUGUGGCAACUGCUGUAUUCUUGGUCACAAAAUGUUAUUUGUUUUCUUGUCUAAAAUUUGUUAAAACAGGAAAGAAGAAAAAGAGAUAA